Colletotrichum phormii is the source of this 441-nucleotide messenger RNA. RefSeq lists its product as uncharacterized. Bases 1 to 441 code for a protein of 146 amino acids. The record is from RefSeq and is a predicted model, not a curated record. The transcript is spliced from 3 exons. NCBI's taxonomy places the organism in Eukaryota, Fungi, Ascomycota, Sordariomycetes, Glomerellales, Glomerellaceae.
AUGAUGAGAACCCAGCUACGAAUGACUAAAGUCACUCACUCUCUCAUCUAUCACCACACUCGCUCUCACAAGUCAAAGCACUCAACCCCCGCCCUUCCAAAUGAAGUUCACCGCCAUCAUCGCCGCCGUCUUCACAAUCGCUCUCUCAGUCAAGCAAAGAACCUGCAACUAACACCAUUCACAGCAAAGCAGCAGACCGCGUCCAAUGCGCCGGCACAAUCGACACGGCCCCCCAACAAAGGCCGCAACGAGCCCAGCGGGUCCCUCACAGCCAACCUCACCCAGGUCGCCUGCAAGAGCGGCAAUAUUGACGGCGCGCUCAAGGGCAACCAGAAAUGCUGCAUCUCCAACAAUAAGGGCGCGUUUGGGGCUGCGUGUACCGCGGCCAAGUUCCCGCCGCAGUUCGCGAGUGGGUUCAAGGCUACUUUCCAGCCUUGCUGA